CACUGAGGUUGAUUGGACAGAUGACGACCAAUGAGAUGGCUGUGAAAUAGUUCCCUCCCAUUUGGUAUGAUGUGAUUCAAGUCAAUAACCUUAUGAUGCUGUCUAGAUGGUCUGCUGUUCACUUGGUCAAACCAGAAGAAAAUGUGGAUGGUGCUUCAUCUGCUGCUCCUGCUCCAACAUGGAGGCAAGUCCAUGCUCAGUUCCGAUGUACAUGACUCUUGUUAAUAUCUCUUCUUUUUCUUCUCUUCAGCAUGUACAGGAGCUCACAGCUUUUCCACUCUGUACCAUUCUCAUGUACCAUUGAGAAAAAUUCACAAAUUGAAAAAACAUUUUGGAUCCGACUUUCUGGAACUUUUCCUGAAGUUUUAGGCGGAAGUUCAAAUUUCGAGUCUAUAGAUUACGGACCAUCAGAAACUGGAAAUCGCAUCAGAGCCAAAAGACAACCAGGAACAUUUGAUCUGCACAUUAGUCAAAUCGAGAAGCGUGACACGGGGGUCUACUACUGUUUCAAAGUAUAUUUACAACAAGUCAGGUUUUUGAAUGGAACAUUUCUUCAGGUCUCAGAACCAGAACCUUCUGUGUCUGUUGUCUCUGAAGUCCAACCAGGACAACCCGUAAAGUUCCAGUGUUCCGUCCUCUCCCAGUCUGGGAAUGAAACCUGUCAGGAUGGAUACAAACUUCACUGGUUCAGAACUGGACCGGACAACAUCCAUCCCAGCUUUGUUUCCACUCAUGACGAAUGCAAGAAGGUCAACGAUAAGUCCACUCAGAAUUGCAUCCAUACUUUCUCAAAGAACAUCAGCUCUUCUGAUGCUGGAACUUAUAUCUGUGCCGUGGCCACAUGUGGGAAUAUUUUCACGGGAAAUCCAAUUAAAGUCAUCAUUAAAGAUGUCAGCAGGUCGGAUUCAAACAUUAUUAUUGUCUUGAGUGCUGCUUUGGUUUUAAGUUUCAUCAUGUCAGCCUUCCUCGUCUACAAGAUCAGGACAAAAAACUGUUCUUGCUGCAAAGCUGGUCCACAAACACCUGAUGAAAGGUCCAGUUGCAUCCAGCAGGUAAGAAGAAAGUUUGUAGAAAUUUGUGCGCCUCUUUACUCCAUUUUUACCUUCAUGACUUGCUUCCUCAGAUAUCCAAGGACUCUUUGGUUUAUUCCAUGCCGACAUUCGUCAGCAGGAAAACUGGCAAAGCCAGGCAGAAAACUGCAAUGGCAGCAGACGAAUUUAGCACGUACGCUGAUGUUUGUUGUCAUGACGCAGCGCAAAAUGAAAAUGUGUUUUAACUCAGUUUAACUCAGUUGUCUCUUAUUUAAAUGUAGUUCAAUGUUUAAGUGUAAUUUACGCAAUUUAUGCCUCACAUGGUCACUCGUCUUUACUCCCUUUAUUCCGUCACUUGCGAGAUGCAUUCAGGGACGUUCCAAACAUCAAAUAAACGUAUUUUUAUGUGAUUAAUUUUUUUUUUUUUUAAAUCAUUUAACAGCGCUAGUUUUAACACAGAGGUUCAGGAAAAUAUCGUAGUUGUAGUCGGUUGUCACUCUGGUCAGGGCCAAACGUUACAAAAAAGCACUUGGUGUGUACAAGUACAAAAAAGUACUUGGUGUGUACUUUUUUGUAUGCUCUGCUUUUACGCUAAUUUUUGGUGCUUUGUAUUGAGUUGUGGACUCCUAUAGAGCAGCUACACACAAUAACACACAGAAAGCUUUCUAGAUCUCCCAAUUGACUUCCUGCUUCCGACCCAUGAAACAAUACUAUAAUUUGUUGUGGCUUUUGUUUGUUUUUGAAGAAAUAAACAUGCAUAGGCUAAAAAGCACAAAUAAAGAAAACCACUAUAAUAUUCAGUAUUGUUCCACAAUACCACAAGGACAGUAUUUAAUUGUAAACAAUGAAGAGUUUUAAGUUGGGAUGGAUGUCGUAGUUU
Doryrhamphus excisus (bluestripe pipefish) is the source of this 1911-nucleotide messenger RNA. RefSeq lists its product as uncharacterized. The record is from RefSeq and is a predicted model, not a curated record. NCBI's taxonomy places the organism in Eukaryota, Metazoa, Chordata, Actinopteri, Syngnathiformes, Syngnathidae. Gene Ontology annotation, biological process: response to bacterium.